GACGAGCCGGGCCGGCUCGUGACUCGACUCGAGCGGGGUCUCGGCUCGUCGGCUGUCGCGCCGGUUGGAAACUAGACGAAUGUCGUUAGCUGAUCUGAUAUGCACAUAAGCAAACUUACCUAGGACUAAUUUCUAGCAGUCUCCCUUGCGACGCCCCCUCGCCUAUGACACCAAAACCAAUGCGCGAUCGGGUAAAAUGCCAUUUUUACGCAAAUUUGCGCAGUCCGACGUGAAGCUUCCCUAAAUCGCCCACACGCGAAAUCGCUCGAUCACUUCUGCGGCUUCCCCGAAGCGGCACGCCGCACAAGCCCAUCGCAUAGCCGUGAAGCAACGUCAAGGGUUUCCCUCAUCCCCACUACGGGGACCAUUAAGAGCCUUCGCCUGAAUGGUUUAGCGAUAGGCGAAGGUUUAGCGCCACGGUUUAGUGCCGCCGAUCGACUUCGCUUUACCCAUUAGGGCUUCGCCGCUACGCCCAUCGCCGCCUCAGGGUUGCCCCGCCGCCGCCUCCCCGCAUCCCACAUCGCGGUACGGUCGUUAGGGUCGUUAGGGUCGUUAGGGUCGUUAGGGUCGUUAGGGUCGUUAGGGUCGUUAGGGUCGUUAGGGUCGUUAGGGUCGGUCGUUAGGGUCGUUAGGGUCGUUAGGGUCGUUAGGGUCGUUAGGGUCGUUAGGGUCGUUAGGGUCGUUAGGGUCGUUAGGGUCGUCCGUUUCACCGGCUGAACGUCACGAAGACUCCUCUGAGCGUCAUGGCUCCCAAGCGAGGGGGAGGGGGUGCUGCGACGAAAGGGCGCGGACGGGGCCGCCGCGGGCGUGGCGGUCGGCAGAACGAGGCAACGGAGGGGCGGGGGCCACUGGCGCGCAGCACUGCCGCCCCUGGAGAGGCAGAGGGCGCGGUGGACGCGGUGGACUGCGCUCACGCAUUCCCCAGUGCCGCUGCUGGGGGGGCAGAGCGCGCGGUUGAGGCGAUGGACUCCGCUGAAACAAUCCCCCGUGCUGCUGCUGCCGCCACUGGGGGGGCGGGCCGCAGCGCUGCUGCCACUGGGGUGGCACAGGGCGCGGUUGAGGCGAUGGACUCGGCUAAGGCAUUCCCCAGUGCCGCCGCUGCUGCCACUGCGGGGCCGGAUUCCACGGGUGGGGCAUCCCCCGGCAUGCCGCUCCAGCACGAACCGGACGUCCCUGCUUGCCGCUCCAGCGUGGGCUCUCCUCUGCUCGGCUUUAGUGGCACGCACGGCAGCAGUGGACGGUGUAGGGCGGAGAUGGGGGGGAAGGAUGCGAGUGAGGCGGGGGACUGGGAGGAGUAUGAGGAGGGAGACGCGGAGGAGUAUGAGGAGGGGGGCGCGGAGGAGUGUGAGGAGGGGGGCGACAGUUUAGGUUCAGAGGAUGGGAGCGAGGAGGAGUACGAGAUGGGGCAAGAGGAAGACGAGGACGAGGAGGAGGGCGAUGAGGAGGCGGAUGGGUGGGAAAGUGGGGAGGGCGGGCGGGGCAAGAGGCGCAGGCGGGGGGAAGCGGGUGCUGCUGGCCCCAGUCGCCCAGCAGGACAGCCCUCGAGGCUGACCCCCCGGCCACCCGGGCAGCCUUCUAGGAGUCAGCCCACAGGGCCAGCUGCCAGCCUGGUCUCUAGGAGUGAGCCCAGAGGGCCGGCUGCCAGGCUGGCCUCUGGGAGGGUCGGCACCACCGACACCUCGUCGGAGCGUGGGCACGAGGGUGGGCCACACGGCCUGGCGGAGUGGGAGGAGGGCUUGCGGCACUCCCUGGCAGCGUUUGUCGCCGAUGCCCAGCUGCCCACCAGCUUUGUGGACCGCCCCGCGUUCCACCGCCUGAUGGUCUUAUUGAACCCCGAGUGCACCCGCCCUGGCGUGAUGCCAUCGCGGUCGGCCAUAGCGCAGGACAUCAUGAGAAUGGGCGGGCGGGCACGACGGCGCGUGGUGCAGGAGAUGCUGACGGACGACUGGGAUGGGUCGCCUCCAUUUAGCUUUCAAUGAUCCGACGCAUCCCCCAGCCCAAGACCUCAUGCCCAAGACCUCAUGCCCAAGACCUCAUGCCCAAGACCUCAUGCCCAAGACCUCAUGCCCAAGACCUCAUGCCCGGGACCUCAUGCCCGGGACCUCAUGCUGGGGACCUCAUGCCUGGGACCUCAUGCCCGGGACCUCAUGCCAGGGACCUCAUGCCCAAGACCUCAUGCCCAAGACCUCAUGCCUGGGACCUCAUGCCCGAGACAUUAUGUCCGGGACCUCAUGCCCGAGACAUCAUGCCCGAGACAUCAAGCAAGGGGCUGACUCGCCAAAGCCAGUGGCCACUGUCUCGUCGGAGACGCGGUGAAUUUGCCGCGACGAUGCCGGCUGUCUCUGCAGCCAGUGCGCAGGUGCUCUAGGCUUACAUUUUCUUCGCUGCCGUGUGCAUUGCAUUCAUAUCGUGCAAUGUGUGGGCUAGAUAUUUGCUGCCCGUCUUCUAAGUCGACAUUGUAUAUGUGACUGUGACCACCUCAUGCUCUUUGCCUGUGACCCAUGCCCCAUGCCCCAUGCCCCAUGGUCCAUGGUCCAUUCUCCAAGCCCCAUGCCCCAUGCCCCAUGCCCCAUGACUCAUGCCCCAUGCCCCAUGCCCCAUGGUCCAUGGUCCAUUCUCCAAGCCCCAUGCCCCAUGACUCAUGCCCCAUGAUCCAUGCCUCAUGCCCCAUGCCCCAUACCCCAUGCCCCAUCCAUGCUCCAUGGUCCAUGCCCCGUUCUCCAUGCCCCAUGCCCCAUGCCCCAUGCCCCAUGCCUCAUGCCCCAUGCCUCAUGCCUCAUGCCCCAUGCACCAUGCCUCAUGCCCCAUGUUCCAUGCCCCAUGCUCCACAUCCCAUGGCCUGUGCCCUAUACUCCAGCCAUACCUGGCCCAAUGUGCUAGUAAGGGAUAGCGGUGUGAUUAUAGUGAUGCGCGGAUAUAGAUAGGUAGUAUUGCAAGUGGCUGUAUUGGAAGGGUGCUGCCUAAACAAAUCCCUAAUGAAAGAAUCAGCGAGUU
Closterium sp. NIES-67 is the source of this 2994-nucleotide messenger RNA. Lineage: Eukaryota; Viridiplantae; Streptophyta; Zygnematophyceae; Desmidiales; Closteriaceae. The record is from the annotation of a GenBank genome assembly.